AUGUCAGCCUGGUCCUCUUCCACUGGCAAGGCGCAGUUAUCAUAUGCUGACCGACUUCGCCAGGCUUCCAAGUCGUCCUCGACCACAAAACAGGAUCCUCCUUCCUCCUCUGGAUUCGCCACUCGCGCUGUUGCAAAGGACGCCAUCAAACCUCCUUCUUCCUCUGUGUCGUCGAGUGCUGCUGUCAUUCCAUCGGGCAGAUUAUCCAGCCCGUCCCCUGUCAGUCUUGCUGCUGCUGCUUCUGGUAGCGCAUCGAAUGCAUCUGUUAGUUCGCUGCCCACCAAAACGACUUCUGCCUCCGCCGAGUCAAUCGCUAUCCCCAACGCAGGCGGCGGCGGUCCUACCCUCAAUGUCUGGGAGGCACGUCGCAAGCAGCUUGCCGAUCGCGAGGCCGAGAAGGAACGAGAGCGUCGAUCAACGCUGGCGCACCAAAAGCAGGCACCGCCAGUACCUUCGACGUCGGCAGCGUCAAAUGCUGCUGCCGCUGGCAACAAGUCCAAACAACCAGCCACCGAACCCAAGAAAGCUAACGAGCGUCAAUUAAAAGGUUCGAGCACUUCUAGUCAAUCAGACCGAAAAUCCUCUAAACCGGCCACUCAACCCACCAGCCGUGCGUCAAAUGCCGUACCAAUAUCGUCAACCUCGGCGACGCCCUCCACACCACCAGCCUCAGCGCAGACAGCGGAAAAGACAAACGCGUCGACAACUGUACCCAAAGUCAAAGUCGCAUCUUCGCCUAAGACUGCCACUGCCGACCAUCAUUCUGCUGAAGAGGCUGAUUCUGCAGACAGACCAGCUGAGCAGUCUGCUUCGACCCAACCGUCGCAAUCACCUAGCUCGAGCAACAAGGCGCAAAAGUCAAAGGCAGACGACAAGAUCAAGCCAUCUGAUGCUGUGGAUGAUUUCCCAAGGCAAGCCAAAGCAGCAAAUGCUUCCACGCAGACCCAGACUGCAGCGGCUCAAGUGCUGCCCUCCUCGGCCCUGUCAGUGCAGCUUUCUUCCGCACCUCAGCCCAGCCACGAUGACAUCCCCGGAAGUCCUGUGACGGUGGCAUCUGCCAUUGAAGAGGUUCUCAAGAACGGUGGUGCUCAAGGCGGCCAAACCGAGGACGACGAUGCGUGGCUUGCCAGAAUCCAUCUUUUGAAUGGUGGCCAGAACAUGCCCAACUUUGGUGGCUUUGGACCCAACGGAGCGUCAGCGCUCAGCGAAGAAGCGGAAGCGCAGGCGGCUAAAAAGGCAGAACGUGCUGUGGCGGCAGCAUGGGGCGUCGGAAAGAGUGUCUGGAACAAGUCGCAGCAAAACCGAGCGGAUGCUGGUAAAGACACUACAGCCGCCCCGUCGUCGGGGGACGCAGUUAAGGGUGCAGCUUCUCGGAGCACUGCUAACAUUGCCUCUGCCAAUGACGACAACGGCAACUCCGCGCCAAGUCCUGCUUCGGUCGCUCCAAACGGCGUUGGCAGCGGAAGCGACGAGAUGCAAUACUCUGCAGACACGGCAUCUCAGAAACAGGCUAUUACGGACGAGAAAGCUGAAAAUUGUGACGCUGAUGCCUCGCCGACCAAGAAAGUAACCGGCUCGAAAUCACGUGUGCCUGCGGAGCAACAAAAGCAAGGUAAAGGCUCAGCAAAGACAGCUGCCGCCAGCGUGCCGCCGUUCGAAGACGUCAACAAUUGGCCUAGCCCGCUAGAUGCUGGCAAGAAGCCCACUGAAAAGGCGAGGUCACCAGCCGCCACUGGUGAUCAUAAUAAGGUGGAGUCAACUAAGACGCAGUCAAAGACACCAAAGAGCUUGUAUGAGACGCUUGGCGAGUUGCAAGUCAGACUUGCACCCGGCGCUAGUCCACAGCAGGCUGGAGGUGCCGCCGGAGCUAGGAAAGGAAAACAGCAAUGGGUUUCCAUCUUACCCGAAAUCACGCACACGGCGUCGACUUCGGGUGCCAAGCCCAAUCGACCUACGUCUGAACCUAAGGGGGCCAAGGGCGGCAAUAAGCAGCCGCAAAAACAGCAGCCGCGCAAGGACGGGAACAAGGGCUCUGGCCAGACACAGCAGGGAACCCAAAACGAGAAGAAAGACGGAGUCAACAAAGCGAAGUCCACUCGAGGGGAGGACAAGGCACAAGCGAGGGGUGCUACGGCCGAGGUUACAACAAGCACGAAGUCGGCCGAAUCUCGCGGUCAGCCAGUGUCUCAGGGUGACAAGGUCGACUCGGGGCCCAAGUCAACGACGACCGGUCGAGCAGCCUCGUCGGGCACGGAGCAGGCGUCCGCGCAACCGACCGCAGGGUCUGGGCAAACGCAGAUGACCUCGGCUGCUGCGUCUUCGCCAAUCGCACGGGGCGAGUCGCCGUCCAAACAGCUGCAGCAGCACACACGCACCCACUUCCGCGCGCAACCCAACGGCAUCUCUUCAUCGUUACAGCCACAGCCACAGCCAAAUGGGUUUAGAUUGCCCAAGAGCGCUCCAUCCUCUUCUGGUGCUGUUACGCCCAUCACCAACCGCAGUUCGCCGCGUGGCUCUGUGGCAUCUUCCCCAAAAGUGCACGCUCUGCCGCGUGGCACACCACAGGCUGUGCACGAGUUUUCGGCGCCGUCCGGCGCUGCAACGCCGCCGCCGCCACCGCCGCUUUUCUAUGGCCCGUCCGGCGUAGCUACACCGAUGCUUUCGUCUAACGCGCCGCCUCCUGCGUCGUGGCUACCGUACAAUGCCUACGCCCGGCCUCCGGCGUUUUUGUUCGACACGACGACGCAGACAGGCGCACCACUGCCCUCUGGCGUCUUGGGACAGCUACUGGGACAGAUCGAGUUUUACUUCUCGCAACAUAACUUGCAGGGUGACUUCUUCCUCAGGCAGAAGAUGGACGGUCAAGGGUGGGUCGAGAUCAAGGUGGUGGCAGGGUUCAAGCGGGUACUGGCAAUAACGGCGGAUCUGGGCAUGGUCAAGGAUGCCUUGCUGUGCAGUGCGGUGUUAGACGUUGACGAGGAGAGAUUGAGGGUGAGAAGAAGGUUUGGAUGGGAGUUGUUUACUCUGCCCACGUCGAUGGCCGAGAGGUUAGAGCGGCCAGGUGAGAAGGGUGAGGACAAGGAGGCGGAUGUGGAGGAGGAGGAGGAGGCGCUUGGCGUUGUGAGCGCUUCUGGUUUCGGCGGAACACUCGAGGCGUGA
This is a messenger RNA of Mycosarcoma maydis (corn smut), 3159 nucleotides long. RefSeq lists its product as uncharacterized. The coding region runs from base 1 to 3159 and encodes 1052 amino acids. Lineage: Eukaryota; Fungi; Basidiomycota; Ustilaginomycetes; Ustilaginales. The record is from RefSeq and is a predicted model, not a curated record. The transcript has a single exon.